AGAAGCCGCAGCAGCAGCAGUUAGCAGGAGGCUAGCGAGCGGAAGCUAACGUGAUGUCUGCAGCCUCCAGGCUGGCGCUCGGUGUCUCUGUGGUUCUGACGCUCAGCACCGUGGCCGCCGUUCACCUCAACCAGGCCUGGGACCGACAGCGGCUCCACGAAGGUGUGGUCAGGGACCUGGAGCGCUGGGAGAGGAAGAAGGAGAAUCUGAGGAGGUUGGAGGAGCAGAAGAUUCUGGGCAGACGCCUGAAGGAGGAGAGAGACAGAGCUCCGCCCACAGGAGCAGCACUGAGUCAGGUGGAUUCUGGGAACCAGAGGCCCAGUGAUGGACAGCAGCAGUGAGCCGCUGGGGGCGGGGGAGGACGAGGCGGCGGGCACGUCGGCCUCUGAGGGGCUGGAG
Molecule: messenger RNA, 399 nt
Organism: Pleuronectes platessa (European plaice)
Lineage: Eukaryota; Metazoa; Chordata; Actinopteri; Pleuronectiformes; Pleuronectidae
Gene: pet117
Product: protein PET117 homolog, mitochondrial
Exons: 3
Coding region: 54-341 (95 amino acids)
Biological process (GO): mitochondrial respiratory chain complex IV assembly
Cellular component (GO): mitochondrion
Source: RefSeq, a predicted model, not a curated record